AUGGCUCCCAUCGAGAAGAACGAACAACCCAAAUACCUGGAGACCGACAUCAAGGCAUCGGCUCUGGAACUGAUCGGCAACACACCCAUCGUGGCAUUGGACCGCCUGUACACCGGCCCCGGACGCAUAUUGGCAAAAUGUGAGUUCAUGAACCCUGGUGCAUCAAUCAAGUGCCGCUCAUCAUUGAGCAUGAUUAACCGUGCUCUUGAAUCCGGAGAGCUGAAGCCCGGCGAGCCUGUGGUAGAAAUUACCUCUGGCAACCAAGGCUGUGGUCUGGCUGUGGUGUGCGCUGUGUUGGGACAUCCCUUGACACUCGCUAUGUCCAAAGGUAAUAGCGCUCAAAGGGCGCUUCACAUGGAAGCUCUCGGCGCUAAGUGUGUUCGAGUAGAUCAAGUUGAAGGCACCUAUGGAAAUGUAACAUACGCCGACGUCAAAGCUGUUGAAGAGGUUGGCAUGAAGAUUGUGGAGGAACAGAAUGCAUACUUCGUUAACCAGUUCCACAACGAGGCUAACGCUGAUGCUCAUUACAAGAGCACGGGGCCCGAGAUCUGGAAGCAGACUGGACACCACGUAGACGCCUUUGUAGCGACCGUGGGCACCUCUGGUACUUUUGCUGGUACCUCAAGGUAUCUGAAGGAACAAAACCCUGAUAUCAAGACAUACGUCGUAGAACCCGCUGGUGCUGAAGCUAUCGCGGGCUGCCCAAUCACGAAACCCCUUCACUUGCUUCAGGGAUCGGGAUAUGGUUGGAUUCCCGAUUUGUUCAAAUAUGAACAUAUGGAUGGUACAUUGGCUGUGACUGACGAGGAGGCAGUGAAGUACAUGAAGUUGGUUGGUGAGAAGGAAGGUCUGUACGUGGGCUACACUAGCGGCGCCAACGUGGCGGCGGCUGUCAAACUGUUGCAGUCAGGAUUGAUCCCUGAGGACUCCUGGGUGGUGACCUUACUGAAUGACACGGGUCUUAAAUAUACACCCGUGCCUGAGGAAUUAUUCAAGUGA
Molecule: messenger RNA, 999 nt
Organism: Spodoptera exigua (beet armyworm)
Lineage: Eukaryota; Metazoa; Arthropoda; Insecta; Lepidoptera; Noctuidae
Source: the annotation of a GenBank genome assembly